Messenger RNA from Oppia nitens, 1489 nucleotides. It is a transcript of the gene Got1, whose product is annotated as aspartate aminotransferase, cytoplasmic-like. The transcript is spliced from 7 exons. Lineage: Eukaryota; Metazoa; Arthropoda; Arachnida; Sarcoptiformes; Oppiidae. Gene Ontology annotation, molecular function: pyridoxal phosphate binding; L-aspartate:2-oxoglutarate transaminase activity. Gene Ontology annotation, biological process: L-aspartate biosynthetic process. Gene Ontology annotation, cellular component: cytosol. The coding region runs from base 163 to 1380 and encodes 405 amino acids. The record is from RefSeq and is a predicted model, not a curated record.
AAAUCAAGACACUAGUAAUAAGUAUUGCUAUAAAUAGUGAGACAAUCGAUGCUAUGAUUACAUUGAAUGUCACACAAGUGUCGCAUCCAUUGAAUACUUGUUUCAAACGAUAAGUCAAUUGAAUUGUCAUUUUUUUGAAGAUCUGAUCCCUAAUUGAAAACAAUGUCUCGUUUUGAUUGUGUUGAGAGCGCGCCGGCCAUCGAAAUAUUCGCGUUAAGUAAGGCUUAUAAAGAGGAUACAAACCCACAAAAGGUUGAUCUCGGCAUCGGUGCUUACCGAACAAACGAAGCAAAGCCAUGGGUUUUGCCGGUCGUGCGAAAGGCAGAGCACGAGAUCGCAAACGACGACUCAUUAAAUCACGAAUACUUAAGUCAAUUGGGAGACGAUUUGUUCGCACAGUUGGCCACUAAAAUGCUUUUGGGAGACAAUAACAAAGCCAUUGAAGACAAACGGGCGUUUGGUGUGCAGUGUCUGUCCGGAACCGGUGCCCUAAGAGUCGGAGCUGACUUUCUUCGCCGAAACGCUGGUUUUAAAACAGUUUAUGUUUCAGAUCCGUCGUGGCCCAAUCAUAAGCUUCUCUUCAAUCACGCGGGCUUUGAAUCGGUGCGGACUUAUCGGUAUUGGGACGCAGCUAAUAGACAACUAGACUUUGAUGGUCUGAUUGAGGACCUGCGUAAUGCACCCGAAGACUCAGUGAUAGUACUACAUGCUUGUGCUCACAAUCCGACGGGAAUUGAUCCGACUGUAGAUCAGUGGAAAGCAAUCGCUGAUGUGAUUGAAGAGAAAAAACUGUUUCCGUUCUUUGAUUGCGCGUAUCAGGGAUUUGCUUCGGGAGAUCUCGAUAAGGAUGCCAAUAGUGUCCGCUAUUUUGUUGAUCGAGGAUUUGAAAUACUGUGCGCCCAAUCAUUUGCUAAAAAUUUUGGACUUUACAAUGAACGCAUCGGUAAUUUGACAGUUGUAUUGAAAAACACGACUCCAAUUGUGAAUUCAAAGGCACAGAUAACUCUAUUAAUUAGAGGAAACUAUAGUAACCCUCCUGUUCAUGGAUCACGUAUUGUGGCCAAAGUACUCAAUGAUCCUCAGCUCUAUCAGGAAUGGAGAGAAUGCAUUAAAUCAAUGGCCGGUCGUAUUCAAGAUAUGAGGAAUCAAUUGCGACAAAACAUAGAAAAAUUGGGAACUUCUGGAAAAUGGAGUCAUAUUACGGAUCAGAUCGGAAUGUUUUCAUAUACGGGUCUUAAUAAACAACAAAUACAACAUUUGGUCGACAAUUAUCACAUAUAUUUGCCAAAAGACGGUCGCAUUAGUUUAAGCGGAAUCAACACUCAAAAUGUUGAAUAUGUGGCCAAAGCUAUCAACGACGCCGUCAAUCAAUUUCCUUAAAUUGUUAUAAUCUUAUAGUUAUCAAUCAAUUAUCAGAAACUACAGUAUAUUUUAGUGAAUUAAAUAAUAAAAGUAUGGUUAAUAGGGUUUGAAAAUUUUAUUUUUGUUU